Messenger RNA from Paramecium pentaurelia, 597 nucleotides. The record is from the annotation of a GenBank genome assembly. Lineage: Eukaryota; Ciliophora; Oligohymenophorea; Peniculida; Parameciidae.
AAUGGAUUUCGAUUUUAAGAGGUAUUAUAAAAUCAUUAUCAGUAAAAAUAUUGAAUACUUCUAAAUUAUGACGCACUAAGGGCUGAUUUGCUCGAAUUUGGAUAUUUAUAAAGAUUUUUAAAUAUUAAUAUUGAAUUAGAUGAAUAUCAUUGAAGAGAGCGAAUAAAAAUCUUCAAAGAGUGUUCAACAAAAUAAAUAAGCCUAAAAAAAAGAACUUAGGCCCCGUUCUAAUAUAGUCCCUGGGAUAUUCUAAGAAUAUAAAAGAACAUACGUAAAAGUGCCUCCAGUUUCUAAGGAUUAAUUGUCUAGACUUGUACUCAAGGAAGGGUUUAAAAUUAAAGAAGUAUGAUACUGCAUAAUGAAUUUAAUAGGCCGCUAAGAAACUUUCAAUCAAGUAUGCCACUGCUAAAACUAUAAUAUUUCAUCUAAGAGAGGAAAAGAAGUAAAUUAUUUAGGUAGGAUCGAAGAUGUGCUCAUAUACUGAACUGCAAUCAGGUAUGAUUUCAAAGCUGAGAGUUAUUUCAACAGCCUCGAAUGAUAUAAUUUCAAAUGUAGAAUAUCAAUUAGUCCCUUAAAAUCAAUCACAAAUUCAAUGAA